Messenger RNA from Cadophora gregata, 2241 nucleotides. RefSeq lists its product as uncharacterized. The transcript has 3 exons. Bases 70 to 2181 code for a protein of 703 amino acids. Lineage: Eukaryota; Fungi; Ascomycota; Leotiomycetes; Helotiales; Ploettnerulaceae. The record is from RefSeq and is a predicted model, not a curated record.
AUCUAAAUGCUUCAGCUCUUAUAUUACUGGUAUUCAAUGUACUGCUUGUUCACAAGGCUAGUUUGAGUCAUGAAAUCGGAAAUAAGGCCUGAAGUUCGCCCUUCACAGGACCCCAGCGCGAUACCUCUUCGAAAGCUGAGAACCCCUUCACCACAGCCUUCCCAGCAAACUGGUAUCACUACAUCAAUCUCAGACAAUCAUGUGGAGCCUCCAUCGCAGCAGCAAAGUGUGAUCCUUGCCGUUGCUAUUGAAGUUGAAAAGCCCGAGGCUAGAAUCGAACCUGAAAAUACUACCAAUGUUAUCUCCAGGCUCGUGCCUCUCACAGAAGAGGAAGCCCACCAUCUAGGCUUACCACCACUAGAAUUCAAACCGUUCAUGCUGCGACCAUGGUUUUUGUACUCCAGCCUUGCUUUCAACCUUCUUAUCUUGGGCCUCAUGAUAACCCUAAUCUUCAAACCGAGGUUUAAAGUUCUCAACCAAUGGGGAUAUUUCUUCGUUCAGAUAUUUCCAGCUGUGAUUGGCACGAUAACUUCAUCAUUCCUGCGAGGUAUCACCCUGACUUUGAGCCGAUUGACCCCAUUCAUCCUGUGUGCCGCACCGUCUGGAUCAACAGCUGGAGUAUCUAUCUUGAGAGAAUACUUUCCAGACCCAAGUCUCAGGGACGUUGUUAAAACAAAGAACUUCACUCUGGGAUUUGCAUGGACUUUGUUCAUUUUAGGGAACGUGAUCCUUGGAUUCAAAGCCAGUUUACUCAACACGAACGUCGCUGAUGGUUACCGAGAGGCAAUCGUUGCUACAUGGGCAUUAUACCCUCUUAUUGCUAUCUAUUCAUUCGUUGCUGUAUUCAUGUUGGUGGUGAUCUUCCGCAUGAAAGCUGCAGGCUCAACUGGACUUCGCUGGGACCCUGUCUCGCUUGCUGAUCACUUGAUAUUAUUCCGACAUUCCAACUUCUUGCGACAUUUCGAAGGAACAGAUAUGGCUACUAGAGGGUCGAUGUUCGAAGUCCUCAAAGAUCUUCCUCUAAAACUUGGAUACUGGAAGAGAAUCGAAGGCAACACCACCAGCUAUUGGCACGGAUUCGGACUGCUCGAGAAUGGCAUCAGUGCACUUGAAGGCCAAGCUCAACCAAACCCUAUCAUAAAAUUGUCUCAGGAGUCGGUACAAAAGCUUCGAUAUCGCUCGACAUAUACCAACAUGGAACGAGUUCCAAUGUACAUCUGGACAACGAUCGCGUCCAUUCUGUGCGGACUCUUCAUCGCUGGGCUAUGUACAAACAUGGUGAAGGGAUAUAACAUACCAUUUUCUGCAAAUUUGGCAGCGUUUCUGUUUCAAUUCUCGCUCACAUUUGUCGUCACGCUAUUUACUUGGUUCUGGGAGGAUUUGGAUCUCUUCACCCGAUCCACGCAACCAUUCAUGUACAGUGAUUCACCUCAACCGGCGUCCGAGAAUCUAUUACUGGAUUACAAUUGCGCGCUACCAUAUAUUGUCACAUAUACAGCAUUAACGAACAAUCAUUGGAAAGUAGCAAGAAUUUCAGCACUUGCCCCACUUCAGCGUCUACUCCCAAUUCUUGUCGGCGGUAGCAUCUCAGUUGUCGACAACGGAGAUUACACAUGUACCUGCACAGCAUCUCUCCCUAUCUUCAUUGUCAUCAUAGUCUGGCUUUUCGCCUAUAUCAUCCUCAUCCCGUACGAGACCCUGGAGGCAGGAUACAGACGCCAUUUACCCCGCAAUUACUGCUCUAUCGCUGACAUCCUCUCUUGGACCUAUGCGAGCAAGCUUCUCAAUCAAAGUGAACUAUUCGAUAUUGAUCUACUUGAUGAGGAGAAGCGGGGACAAUGGCAUUUCCACGCAAAGCUUCAACUAGCUUGUAAGAAGUAUAUGUUUGGACUGUACAAAUCGACUACGCGGAAGGACACAUUCUGCAUGGGCAUCGAUGAUUCAACGGGUACCAAAUCAUUAUCACCGCCUGAAGUGAAAGAGAUGUCGCUAUUGUCUGGGAUAAGAAGGCGGAAUGUGAAGGAUCCCGGAGCAGAAGAAGGAGUGGAUCGGCAAGGCGAAUUUGAUGUUGCGAUAGAUCCCAAGUUUACAUGUAUUCUAAAUGUUAAGGCGGAAAGUAAUAUUGUGGGCAUGAAUGCUGUGCCGGAAGUCCAGCAGGAUGGACAAGAGGAGGAAGCUUGAUGCUAUAGGAGCGCGUUACCAGUGAUAAGCUGAUUUGACUCUCUGAUAAACAAGAUGUUC